AUGUCUUCAACAAGUAACCCUUUUCCCCUUGCGUCGGAGAGCUAUGAUGAUAGUGCUCCCGGUGCCGACUCUGGCACCGAGGCGGGUGCUGCUGGUGACAGCUCAGGCAACUCUGUUUCUAUCUCUCAAGGCGGCAUGAUUGCUAUCAUCAUUGUUGUUGUUGUCGUCAGUUUGAUCGGCAUCUCCACAGCCGCUCUCUUUUUCAUAGCAAAGAGGCGCGAAUGGACAAUGCGAGAGACAAUCAGGAAGUCCGCCCGCAAAGUUGUUACAGCUCUUACACCGCGGAGAACAGAGUUCCCUUCAUCAGUCAAAGACGGACCGGUUCCAUCUCAUCGUAAUCGUACAAGAAUUGCUGAUGAUGAUGUCCCUCCGACACCAAGAAUUCGGCCUGAGGAUCUUGAAAAGGGUCUAGCUCAAGCCAAGGCAAAGCGUAAGGAGAAGAAGUGGUUGAAGAAGUGAAAAAGCAGCAGCAGAGGGAGAUCCUCAAUGUGGUGUGCAACUGGCAGUCACGCUGGCAGGAGUGGUCAUAGAAGUUGUCAGCCACGUAUUUGAUGGUUGUGGUCUUAAAUUGGUGUUUCCAACGGACAGGAUCCGGGUAUCAUCCAUGUAUAAAUAGUAACCUUCCACGCAUGGGCUGUCUCAUCUUUACUCCACGAACUGAGUAUUAACGCCUUUGCUAUUCUGAUAAUGAAAUCCAAGCGCCUGUUUUGUCUUUCUCG
This is a messenger RNA of Fusarium verticillioides 7600, 719 nucleotides long. RefSeq lists its product as hypothetical. The transcript has 2 exons. The record is from RefSeq and is a predicted model, not a curated record. NCBI's taxonomy places the organism in Eukaryota, Fungi, Ascomycota, Sordariomycetes, Hypocreales, Nectriaceae. The coding region runs from base 1 to 459 and encodes 152 amino acids.